CUGAAUUUCCUUUAUCUCUAUCACAACUCAUCAGUGAAAUGAAGCGUAACAAGAUCAGGAUCGUCGACAGCCUGACGUUCAAAGGGAUGGAAGCGUUGCAGUCACUGAAGUUGCAACGAAAUGGCAUCACCAAACUCAUGGAUGGGGCCUUUUUUGGGCUCAUUAACAUGGAAGAACUAGAGCUUGAGCACAACAACCUAACGGAGGUCAACAAAGGUUGGUUAUACGGCCUGCGCAUGCUGCGUGUCCUGCGAGUGAGCCAGAAUGCCGUGGGCAUCAUCCGACCAGAUGCAUGGGAGUUUUGCCAAAAGCUGGAGGAGCUAGACCUUUCCUUCAAUCAUCUGACCAGACUGGAGGACACUGCUUUUGUGGGAUUAGGUCUUCUAGAGAGCUUGAACCUUAGCGAGAACGCCAUCAGCCAUGUGGGAGAGAGGGUGUUCAGUAGUUUGGCCAAUCUGCGCACACUGUAAGUCUUACCUUAUGAAAUAAGAAUGACCUGUUCUGGUCAAUAAUUGGG
Messenger RNA from Hippocampus comes (tiger tail seahorse), 517 nucleotides. Its product is annotated as leucine-rich repeats and immunoglobulin-like domains protein 2. Gene Ontology annotation, molecular function: protein binding. The transcript has 3 exons. Bases 39 to 470 code for a protein of 143 amino acids. The record is from RefSeq and is a predicted model, not a curated record. Lineage: Eukaryota; Metazoa; Chordata; Actinopteri; Syngnathiformes; Syngnathidae.